This is a messenger RNA of Scleropages formosus (Asian bonytongue), 4724 nucleotides long. Its product is annotated as kinesin-like protein KIF16B. Gene Ontology annotation, molecular function: phosphatidylinositol binding. Bases 1202 to 1744 code for a protein of 180 amino acids. Lineage: Eukaryota; Metazoa; Chordata; Actinopteri; Osteoglossiformes; Osteoglossidae. The transcript is spliced from 4 exons. The record is from RefSeq and is a predicted model, not a curated record.
CAUUUAAGAUCAUAGCUUACUGAUCCCAGAUAUUCCUGUCCACCUACAGCUGUAGCACCUGAAGUGUGUGUGUGGGUGGUUGAAUGUUCACUUAAGAUCAUAUUUCUCUCAUAAUCUGAGGUAAAACAAACAAGUAUUGUGUCUGCAUUAUUAUGUUUAUUUGCCCAUAGUGCUUGUAUAAAUACACACAGUUAUCCAGAUUUUAGCACAAAGUUGUAAAUGCAGUUUUUGUACAGCGCUCCGUUUGCUUGUAGCACACGCAGAUUUCCAAUAUUUAAGGCCACAGACAGUGCCUUGGUUUUUUGUAGAUCACCCUGGACUCCAAAAAUAAGCCUCCUGUGAUCACUAAUGCUGUUGGCAAUAAUCACAAAUAAUCUGUUUAUUUUAUUUAUUAAAUGCGGAGUUCAUACGAUCUGUGUCGCUGUACACGGUACAACUGCUGUAAUUGUGUCGAAAAUGCUCUGGUAGGGAAGUACAGGCAUAUAGACAUGAAGGUUCAGUGAGAGUUUAAAUGCCAAUCAUUGUAUGACAGAGAGAUCUCUGUUCACACCACAGUGUGACUCUGAAGGGGUUCAAAGCUGUGAGCGUAAUCACUUUCAUGAUCUCCAGCAUAACCCUCCUGAUCUCAGAGCAUGUUUGAUCCGUGUUUGGGCUGCGCUGGAUGGGGCAGGACCCACCGCAUUGCCAUUCUCUGCAUGCGUCCGAGCGCCCGCCUCAGUGGCCUUGGGCGAGCCCGUAAACGAAGCAAAUGGCUCAGGGUGGCCUUCCCACUUGUAACUGCAUCCAGCAAACUUCUGUGUGUGCGCUUUAAAGGCCCUGAGUUCCCCAGGAUGCAGACGUGUUCUGCUUUCACACCGGGCCGUUCCUUACCAUGAUCCGCAUGUAAAAUGACAGAAGCAGCUGGGCUCCGGGUACCUGCAGUGUGAUCUCGGCGCAGCUGAGCAUAUCUGGUUUCUACACAAAGCAUUGGGGCUCCAGUGAGCUCACGCCACGAGCACCAUACGCACCUGCGUGGUCCGAGCACAUCCUCGGGGUCCCGGUAGCUGAUGUGUCCCUCUGGCUCCUGUGGCUUUCCCGCAGAAAAACCUUCUCAUAUGUCAAUAGAUUAGUCUGCCUUCCCUCUCCCUUUGUGAAGAAUAAUGUUUCACCUCUUUGUGAUGCUGUUGGAGAAUGUUUUGUUUGCAGCCUUGUUUUUCCCCAUAUGCUUGAUAAGCGUUUCUUUGGGUGUUUGUUUAUUCAGUGGCAGAUUGUUUACCUCCCAACCCCUCUUUGUUGUGCCUCUCGAAAGCGUCUGAUGUCGCGGCCUCUGGAAACCACCUCAGAGGACGUCAAGGACGCAGUGAAGAUAAGCAUCCCACGUUACGUCCUACGCGGCCAGGGCAAAGACGAGCACUACGAAUUUGAAGUCAAGAUCACAGUCCUGGAUGAGACGUGGGCCGUGUUCCGGAGAUACAGUCGCUUUCGGGAAAUGCACCGCACCCUCAGGCUGAAGUAUCCAGAGCUUGCUUCCCUGGAAUUCCCACCCAAGAAGCUGUUUGGGAACAGAGACGAGAGGGUGGUUGCCGAACGCCGGGGUCACCUGGAGAAGUAUCUGAAGAACCUCUUUCAGGUGAUGCUGGACUCCGCGGACUCACCGCUGCAUACGGAGGGCACGGGCCUGCGGCUCUCCAAACAUGCCAUCUGCGAGCUCUCCCCAUUUUUCAAGAAGGGCGUGUUUGACUACAGCAGUCACGGUACCGGUUGAGCUCGAUUAAGGGGAGCUGGAAGAGGAGCUGCGCAGGAGAACCCAGAAUGACCCAGAAUAACCCUAACGCAUCCCACAAGACGACCGGCACUGGGUCAUACAGCUCGUGUGUGCAUUCCUGUUGCCCUCUCCCUGUGGUCAGCCCAUCCUGGAACAGCCAUCUCUGCAGGCUCUCCACAGCUUGAUCUUUCAGCCAGAGUACUUUCACUGAAUCUGCUGAAGCUGGUCUGAAAGCACCUCACACACAGAGCACACACUGCUCACAACGAGUAAUAAAGAAUAGAAAGAUGAGCGGACGAAUAAAACAUUGUUUUGUUGCCUCAGUGGAUGCUGUCGCUGCACAGCUGCUGCUUCCCUCAGUGGCGUUUCAGCCAAUGGUGUCCCACGGAGUGGGCGUGUGGUCUCGCUGUGGCCGCAGAGCGCAGCAGGAAAUUCACCAACGCGGGCCGUCCCACCCGCUGCAGCUGGUGCUUCUGUAUCAUGAAAGAUGCAGCUGCUAUUUUUGCAUCUUUCAUGGGCAAACAAAUUAAUUAUGAAAUGAGUGAAACUUGCAAUUAAGUUUGAAGGCAUCCAAGAGUAACCAGUGGAGUCUGAACUGCAACGGCAGUGUAGUUCAGACUCGAUAUGCAAGUUAAUCAACCAUAAUUUUCAAUUAUGCCAGACAUCUUUGUGCUGUGUUUUUCAGCUUUCAACUUCAAAAAAAAAAAAAAAAAAAAAACCCUCCAAGGGACUGGAUCCGAAUAACGUUUGAGUGCUUUUGUCUUCUGACUUCUCUUGAUGGCCUUCCCUAUCUUUGAUCCAGGAAUGUUUUUUGAAUGUCACCAUCUUUUAACUGUUACCGUGGCGACUAUUGAUACGUGGUAGAUACCUCAAUGGCCCACACGUUGCUAAAAGGGGAAAGCUGUCCAGACCCUGUGCUGAAGCUAUUAAAACAAGACCUGAGCGUUUGUAGGUGAUUGGGCCACUAAUCAUCCUUGUUCAAAGGUAGACAUUAUUAGCAAGAAAAAUAUUGGUGUUGCAUCGGGGGAGGAAUUGUAAAAAUAUCACAUGUAAUCCAGAGGUUGCGUUGAAUAUUUUGGUCAUUUUCGCAAGUUUGAAUUAAACUGAGCUGAAGUUCUGAACCAGAACUCCAGGUAAAUAUUGCACACACCACACCUCAAUGCUCUCUUUAAAAUGUACCUCUCCUUUCUGUGUUCCAACGAAAGACUUUUUACUCAGAGCUGCUACAGGCUUCGGUGCGAUUCCCCGCCGAUGCCCAGGCGACGACGUUUGUGUCAAAAUCUCUACGACUCGUUUAGACUGGAUUAGCAUAUUCAUACUGUGUACCGCAGACCAAAACAAUGCAUAAAAGCAAAGCCAAGCCAUCUAUUAACUUCCCGUUAAGCUGCACAACUUUCAAGAAUGGCUAAUUUUUCAUUUUCCUUCAUUAUACAUUCAGUUCAGCUGCUUGCUGAGAAAUAAACAUCAGGAAAUUGUAAUCUUUUUCUGAAGAAGCCUUAACAGAGGAGUAGCUGAAUCUCCUUUUAUUUGUCCCAUUUAAAUGUUUCAGCAAGAUAAUUAACAUUAUUAAAAAAGAGCAUUAUAAGAGCAUAUUUAAAUAUUUAACUUAUCUAUGUGGUCCCAGGUGGUGAGUGAAUUCACAAUUUUAUGUUCAGCCAAACUAAAAGCUUUCACAACUUAAAUAAUGGGAAAAAAUAAAAUCUGCAGAUUAAUAUGUUCAUGAGGGCAGGAAAUAUGAGGUGACCGGUGCCUGAAACAUGAUGUUCAAAAUGCAUUAGCACUUUGAUUGCUGCACUCUGGGCUGAACUUUGCGUGCUUUGUUGAAGUUCAGCAGACGUGUGUUUAACGUGCUGCUCUUAGAUAUGUUUUAUGCUGGUGUGCAUUUUGUCAGAUCCAGCCUUGGCUUGUAAAAGACCUGACCCUGCCUGUGCCACUCGGUGUACCUUCCAGCAGCGAUUAUGACGAUUAUAGUAUUUAAUACGAUGAUAUAAAGGGGCCGAGACACUGUACUAGUCUGCUGUAGUGUGCCAAGUGCCGUAUCCCACCCCUAACACCAUUUGUGCUCAGGGCCGCUACACAACCGUUCUUUCUCAGGUUCAGCCCAAGGGCACCAAAGUCUUCCUCAGUGGCAACAUUAACGAAGCCACAGAUGCGGGUGUGUUGUCGUGGCCUACAAAAAUCCACAAGAGUGUCCAGGUUCAUAUGCAGCACUGCUGCUUUCUUAAUGAAGACAAAUGCUUUGUGUUGAACACUGACAGUCAUGCAGACGUGUUUCCCUGCAGUCCGUCCUGCAUGCACCUUCAGCAAAGCAUCUCUGCCUUCCGCUUAAUGACGUGCUGGGCCAGCUUCGCUGUGCUCAAUAAAUCUUCUACAAGCCAUAUGAGACAGAAUGUAAAUAUAUACAUUAAACGUUAACAAAAAGCAGAAUGCUUGUAUUUGCAGAUUGACACGAGUUUAAUGAAUGUCUUGAAGGGAAUGUAAAUCGCAGCAUUCAAGUGCUUUUUCUCACAUGGAAACAGUCUUGAUGCAAAGCAGUGUUUUCCAUUGUGUGUUUCCAUGUAUUUAUUUGCAUCCCAACGAGAAGCAGCAGUCCAGCAUUAAUCAGACAUUUCCGUAAUACCCUGUGACAAUCCGGCUCUCCCACGUUAUUACACCGUUUAUCGCGCAGGCCUUUCACACCUGUCCUGGACUUAUUGGGUGACAAAACGCUGAAAGGCUCACGUCGCAUUAUUGCAGACUUGUCACACUGUGUCUGAAAUGUAUGGGAGACACAGCAGCGUCGGGUACUUUUCUGCACGAAAGUGAACGACGGAGCUGUUUUCGUUGUACCCGAAUGCGGUGCUGUGUCUGCCGGAGCCUUUCACUGUGUCUGUAUUUUUUGCGUGUGGCGCACAGCACCCGCUUCAACUACUUUUUCAUUUUAGUCACAGAAUCUUGUACGUUAAGUCCAAUAAAUCGCUUUUCCCAAAAGUGGUAACAC